AUGGCAGACAAAUCCCACAUCGCAGUCCUAGACACCUCCCUCAUCGACCGCCUCCCCCUCUCCUCCAAAACCCUCUUCGAAGCCAAAGCCUCCAAAUCCCUAACCUUCGAAUCCAUCGCCAAAGAACUCGGCCGCAGCGAGGUCGCCGUCGCCGCCCUCUUCUACGGCCAAGCCCAAGCCUCCGCCUCCGACGUCGCGAAACUCUCCACCAUCCUCUCGAUCCCCGAAUCCAAGCUCGGCGAACAACUGCUCGGGUUUCCAGACCGCGGACGAGCGGGGCCGAUGCCGCCUGUCGAGCCGCUGAUCUAUCGUCUGUAUGAGAUUGUCCAGAAUUAUGGAUAUGCAUAUAAGGCGGUGCUGAAUGAGAAGUUUGGCGAUGGGAUUAUGAGCGCGAUUGCGUUUAGUACCAAGGUGGAGAAGGAGACGGAUGAGCAGGGGAAUAAUUGGGCAGUUAUUACGUUGAGGGGGAAGUGGCUUCCAUUCACCAGGUUCUAG
Mollisia scopiformis is the source of this 495-nucleotide messenger RNA. RefSeq names its product cyanate hydratase. The transcript is spliced from 3 exons. Lineage: Eukaryota; Fungi; Ascomycota; Leotiomycetes; Helotiales; Mollisiaceae. Gene Ontology annotation, molecular function: DNA binding; cyanate hydratase activity. The record is from RefSeq and is a predicted model, not a curated record. Bases 1 to 495 code for a protein of 164 amino acids.